UUCUAUAAAAUGCAUCAUCGUGUUCAUUGAACUGUGUGCUCAAAGCAUUUUCUCUCUCUUCUUUCUCUUUCUCUUUCUCUCUCUAGAAACAGAGGAGGAGGAAGAAAACGUAUGGAGAACGCGAAGACGACGAAAUUGAUAAACCUUUUCUAUUGUGAAGAGUCCGAGGAGCUCGCCCGCAAGGUCGCCGCUGAAUCCGACGCCAUUACUCUUCAGUCAAUCUCUUGGAGGAGCUUUGCAGAUGGGUUUCCUAAUCUUUUUAUCAACAAUGCCCAAGAUAUAAGGGGACAGCACGUCGCCUUUUUAGCCUCUUUCAGCUCUCCUGCAGUCAUAUUCGAGCAGAUAUCAGUAAUAUUUGCAUUGCCGAAACUCUUCAUAGCAUCCUUCACAUUAGUUUUGCCGUUCUUUCCAACCGGUUCUUUUGAACGAAUGGAGGAAGAAGGAGAUGUUGCAACUGCAUUUACUAUGGCGAGGAUAUUGUCGAUGGUGCCCAAAUCGAGAGGUGGUCCAACUAGUUUGGUCAUAUAUGACAUUCAUGCUUUACAGGAAAGAUUUUACUUUGGGGAUGAUGUUUUGCCUUGCUUUGAAACCGGUAUCCCUUUGUUGUUGCGGCGUCUUUGUCAACUUCCUGAUGCCAAUAAUAUAACUAUAGCAUUUCCAGAUGAUGGAGCAUGGAAGCGGUUUCACAAGCAGUUGCAGCAUUUUCCCAUGGUAGUGUGUGCAAAGGUGCGGGAAGGCGAUAAGAGGAUAGUGCGACUAAAGGAGGGGAAUCCUGAAGGUCAGCAUGUUGUCAUUGUCGACGAUUUGGUUCAAUCUGGAAGCACACUUAUCGAGUGUAAGAAACUUUUGGCUGCUCACGGUGCUUCCAAAGUCAGCGCCUAUGUGACUCAUGGCCUCUAACCAAAAAUUUCUGCAAUUUCUGUAGGCUUCGAGAACCCAUUCACAUACUUCUGGAUCACAGAUUCUUGUCCUCACACUGUUAAGGCCAUUGCCAAUAGAGCUCCUUUCGAGGUUCUGAGCCUUGCUGGGUCCAUCGCAGAUGCCCUUCAAAUCUAAAGAUACCAGUUUGGAGAGAAACUGUAAUAUAUAGAAAUUUUCAUGUAUCUGAUACUCUUCUUGGUGAUCUUAUUUAUGUUGGGGAAAUUGAAGUUCAUGAUUGAAGGGUAUUUUCUCUGGAAGAAUAAAAACCAGUAGGGCUUGAAGAUUAUUUGUUAUGAUUAAUACAUGUUUCUCUAUUGCGAUUUGCGAGAGCAGUUUUCUUGUGAAAUUCAAUUCGAUCUGUGAUUUUAUUUGGUUUAUGUCCUUCUGUUGUCUGAGAAUGUUACUGUAUGAAGGAAAGUUGGACAUAUCUUGAUGUGUUUAUGAA
Molecule: messenger RNA, 1366 nt
Organism: Asparagus officinalis (garden asparagus)
Lineage: Eukaryota; Viridiplantae; Streptophyta; Magnoliopsida; Asparagales; Asparagaceae
Product: ribose-phosphate pyrophosphokinase 4-like
Exons: 7
Biological process (GO): purine nucleotide biosynthetic process; 5-phosphoribose 1-diphosphate biosynthetic process
Cellular component (GO): ribose phosphate diphosphokinase complex; cytoplasm
Molecular function (GO): magnesium ion binding; ribose phosphate diphosphokinase activity
Source: RefSeq, a predicted model, not a curated record